Molecule: messenger RNA, 3273 nt
Organism: Acanthoscelides obtectus
Lineage: Eukaryota; Metazoa; Arthropoda; Insecta; Coleoptera; Chrysomelidae
Source: the annotation of a GenBank genome assembly
GGAGAAUAUAAAUUGACCCUUAAUUUAUAUAAAGCAAAGUAUUCACGCUGUCAAAUCCAGUCCCUAGUUAGUAAGUGUCCGGUUUGGUAUCUGUACAAGUUAGUGUACAUACAUUAUCUUUAUUUUUCGUCCACAAUUCUCUGAAAAUUAGUAAUGAAGAUCAAAGAUCUGUUUGCGUACGGUGUGAACGAGUUUGGGAGGAUUGUCAUUGAAGAAUUUGGAAGAAAUCAUGAAACGGCCGAGUUGCAUGUAUCGAAUGAGAUACGCGAUAAAUGCCGCGAGCUGAUACUCGACAAUGACAAACUCAAGAAGCUUAUGGAAGUAUUUCUCGAUAAUGUGGAAAGAGGACUCAAGAAAGAAACGCACCCUACGGCCACAGUGAAAUGUUUCCCGACCUAUGUACAAGAUCUUCCUAAUGGCACUGAAAAUGGCAAAUUUCUCGCUCUCGACCUUGGAGGAACAAAUUUCCGAGUACUUCUGAUAGAACUCAGUGGAGAACAUUUUGAAAUGAAAUCAAAAAUCUUUGCCAUUCCUCAACAUAUAAUGUUGGGGUCCGGGGAGCAGCUGUUUGACCAUAUCGCGGAGUGCUUAGCCAUUUUCGUGAAAGAGGAACAGGUUCACGAUCAGAGACUUCCAUUGGGUUUCACAUUCAGUUUUCCAUUAUCACAACAAGGACUCACAGUUGGAGUGUUGGAAAGGUGGACGAAAGGCUUCAACUGCUCCAAUGUUGUAGGAAACGAUGUUGUACAAAUGUUAAAUGAAGCAAUUGAUAGGAGAGGGGAUUGCCAAAUCUCAGUGAUGGCAAUUAUGAAUGAUUCUACUGGUACACUGAUGUCAUGUGCCUGGUUGAACCAUGAUUGUAGAAUCGGAUUGAUCGUUGGUACCGGAAGCAAUGCGUGUUACGUUGAACAACAAAAGAACGCAGAAGUAUGGAAUGACGUUGAUAUGGGAUCAGGAAAAGUUUUGAUCAACUUGGAAUGGGGAGCUUUUGGUGAUGAUGGUGCUUUAGAUUUUGUUAGGACUCAGUAUGAUGAGAACAUCGAUAAACAUUCAGUAAAUCCAGGCAAACAAAAACAUGAAAAGAUGAUCUCUGGAAUGUACAUGGGAGAGCUGGUAAGACUGGCACUGCAGAGGUUUACGAAAGAAAAUCUGCUCUUUGGCGGGAAAGGCUCUGAUAUGCUAUUUGAGAGGGGUAGAUUUUACACGAAAUAUGUAUCAGAAAUUGAGAGUGACCCUCCAGGUGUUUUCAACAACCUUAUCGACGUUUGUGAAGAAUUAGGCCUGAAGCAUGCUUCUGAACAAGACUACGUGAACAUUAGAUACAUCUGCGAGUGCAUCUCAAGGCGGUCAGCGCAUUUGGUGGCCGCAGGACUAGCCACACUUCUGAACAAGAUGGGCGAGAAAAGCGUCACGGUAGGAGUGGACGGAUCCGUUUACAGGUAUCACCCGCACUUCCACAACCUCAUGAUGGAGAAAAUCCGAGAGCUGGUCGAUCCCAGCAUUCAGUUCAAUCUUAUGCUGUCGGAAGACGGCAGUGGUAGAGGCGCGGCUUUAGUGGCAGCUGUCGCUUCGCGGUUGCAAAAAGAACGCAGAUGCGCCCGAACGACAUAACAACUGGCAAGAGACUUUAACAGGAAGCUGGCAACACUGCGCGGAUAUCUGCGCCAGCUGAAAUCCUACAGUGCAACCGAUAGUUGAAUCCUUAUUUCGCAACGCGGGACGCUGUACUGAUGCUAAAGGACAAUGACUUAAUGUUGAACUGGAGACGGUUUUCGUAUAUAAGACAGUAAUAUACGACAAUCAUAAGGAUCGGCAAUAUUGAGUUACUUUUGAAGAUUACAUGACACUGUUACUAUUAUCGAUUGGUCAACGUUGCCAUUUUCACCAUAUAUGUAGUUGUAUACUACUUUAUUAUAUAUUUUCAAGUGAUUACUUAUUUCCUAAUAAUCAAGAACUACAAUUGAAUUUUUUAUGGAAAUCAUCAAUAUCCGGAGGAUGAGAACAGCGUUCCUUUCAUAAAUGUAGUGAAUGGUAUGAGUGAAAUAGUAAACCAUGUGGAAGAGAAAGUGUCUGAUUUGGAACGUUUUUUGCAAAGGCAGUAUAAGGGACUAUAUGCUAAAUAAUUAGCGGACAAUACAUGUAUUUCGCACAAGUCUUUCGAAUUUGAUAAAGUUUUGCACGAUUAUCGACCUUUUGUUCUACUAAGAAUGAGGAAGUAGGCUAAAGGUGUUGACAGAAAAGGCGAUAUAUAUCUUGAAAUGCAAUGUUUCCUGUGUUGCUAAGUACUUUUAGUGGAUCAUACUAUCAGAUAGAUAAAUGUCUAGUUUCAAAAAUUACUGCUACAUCAACCAACAUAUGUGCUAAAUUUUAUCAACCUGAUUUUCGUUUACAUCAGAAUCAAAAUAGUUUUUACGGAAUUGUAAUUUUUCAAUAGUUUGAAUUAAGUUGUGUUUACUCAUGAAUUUUUUUUGUUGAUAUCUGAAAAAUGUUCCAAAUCUCAAUGUAGAUUUUAUGUUUCUGAUAGACUGCAUUUUUUUUAGCGUUCGUGUGGGAUAAAAAGAACGAAUAACAGUAAUGUCACUUUCAGAUUGUGCCUAAGUUAUUUUUAGGUGCAAUACUUCAGAAACUAUUUUUCUAAAUAUGAUGAUAGUACUUUUGUAUUUUUGAUUGUACUUUGGACUAUUAGAUAUUGUUUCGAGUGUAGUACAUAUCCAUUAGUCAAACUAAUUUGAUGUAUGUGCUUCAUACUUUAGUUCAAGGUAUAAACUUUAGUUCAUUGUUCAAACUGUUUCAGUGAGUUGUUACGCGAUUUUAGUUGUCAUUUCGGCUGUUAGUUCAAAACUGUUUCCAGAAUGGCUUAAAAAAACUAAUAAAACAUUUAGGAAAUGAUUAUAGUUCAAAAUUGCUGAAGCAACAGAAUUGACCAAUAUGAAUAUUGACUAAUUUAUUUUUUUCUAGGAUGUGAAUGUUUGCUCCCAUCCACAGAAUAUAAACAAUUACUGAAACAAUUUUGUACUUUCCCAGUUUGUUUAUUAGGAUUAGACUUCUGCAUAUGCCACCCAACGAAUUAUUAUGAACUAGCUGUGCAUAAGAUGAUUCUCAGCUGUUUACAUAUGUGAUUUUGAAAUUACUUAUAUAUUAUUUUUUGUUUGUAUAUAGAAAAAAAAACGAUUUAUAUUUUAAGAUACUUAAUGCAUUGUUUUUUAUGGAAGCAAUGAUUCAUAUAAUUGUGAAAAUAUUUUAUGAAUGUCAUUAAUAUACAAUAUACGUAAA